This is a messenger RNA of Durusdinium trenchii, 321 nucleotides long. NCBI's taxonomy places the organism in Eukaryota, Dinophyceae, Suessiales, Symbiodiniaceae. The record is from the annotation of a GenBank genome assembly.
AUGCACUGCGGCUUCCGACGUUUCUGCAGCUCUGGUGCCGUAGGCGUGGCUGCAGGCGUCCUGGCGCUGCGUUCACGACGUGCCAGCUUUGCAUUGCCACCCGAGCCAAAGGCAUGCUUUGGAGUGGUGGCUGACGUACAGUAUGCUGACGUAGAUGAUGCCUGGAACUUCCGGCGCACUCAAAAGCGUCGCUACCGUGGAGCGCUAGAAGCUCUCAAAUUGGCCGUUGAGGAUUGGAAAAAAGGCCCGCCCUUAUUGUUCAUUGCAGACCUUGGUGCUUCUUGGUUCAGUUGGCUCAGGGAGCACAUUUGCACUGCAUGA